AGAGAGGGAGUGAAAGAGAGAAAGGAGGUUUUCAGUAGGCAGGGUUUGGCAAUAGCCACAGGAGGUCCAGGUCUUAUAAGAGAAGGCCAGUGCAUCAGCUAUCACACACACACUCAGGAGAACCUACCUACCUACUGUCAUCGGUCAUCACAAGUACCUAGGCACACCAGCAGCACUAAACCAUGGGGAAACAGAAGAUAUGGAUAGACAAGCUGAUGCGGACCUUCCAGAUCCGUAACCUGCUGUUGCGUCAGGCUUUGGCUGAAUGCCUGGGCACCCUCAUCCUGGUGAUGUUCGGUUGUGGCGCGUUGGCUCAACUGGUGCUCAGCAGAGGGUCCCAUGGCCGCUUUCUCACCGUCAACUUUGCUUUCGGUUUCGCUGCUACCCUGGGCAUCCUGGUUUGUGGCCAGAUAUCAGGAGGCCAUCUUAACCCUGCAGUGACCUUUGCCCUCUGCCUACUUGGAAGAGAACGCUGGAGAAAGUUUCCGGUGUACUUUGCGGCCCAGACAUUGGGCGCUUUCCUGGGCUCUGCGGUCAUCUUCGGCCUGUACUAUGACGCCCUGUGGGACCAUGCCGGGAAGCUCCUGGUUGAGGGUGAAAACGCCACCGCCGGCAUCUUUGCCACCUACCCCGGCAGUCAUCUCACGCUGGUCAACGGCUUCUUCGAUCAGUUGAUUGGCACCGCAGCGUUGAUUGUGUGCAUCCUGGCCAUUGUGGACCCCUACAACAACCCCAUCCCCCAGGGUCUGGAGGCUUUCACGGUGGGCUUCGUGGUGCUGGUCAUCGGCCUGUCCAUGGGCUUCAACUCCGGCUACGCCGUCAAUCCUGCCAGGGACUUUGGGCCCCGUCUCUUCACAGCCAUUGCGGGCUGGGGCGGGGAAGUGUUCACUACUCGUCAGGGCUGGUUCCUCAUACCCAUCUUUGCCCCGUUCCUGGGUUCGUCCAUUGGUGUGAUGGUCUACCAGCUGAUGGUAGGCUACCAUCAGGAGGGCGAGGUUCGUGACAGGAAAAGCAAAGAGUUGGAGGAGAGGGAUGAGGGCAGAGUCAAACUCACCAAUGUCACUACAAAGGACCCCUUAAAGGAAGACAUGGUAUGAGCCAGGGAAUUCACCAUCGUCCAAUGUCCUUCAGCCUCCACUGACACCAGGACCAGCACUCCUGCAUCACUCCAUUUUUUCUCCUGGAGGGCGGGUGGACCUCUCCUCAUACUUGACUCUGACAGCUGUGUGCGUUGGGAGAGAAAUACAGCACACAUAGCAUACCUACAGGACUACAUUAUUUUCUAUAGCUUUAGCAUUAACAUCGCUGCAGUAUAUCUCUAUGCAUGUGUAUUACAUUCUAGCUUCAUAGUGUCCUUGAGUAAAAGGGAUAAUGAAUUUGAAUUAACAAACAUGACAAAGAAUUAUAUUAAUUCCAAAAGUUUGAAGACAACGUUUGAAAUCCAGAGUCUUUGUCUCUGUUUUAUACUGAUGUAGUUUUACUAAUUCAUGUAAAUACUGCAUACAGAUAGCUUAUAUGUGUCCUGACCAGAGACAAUUUGUACAUUUCAGUGAGUCCAACAAUUUCUAUGUCAACAUUCCUCACACAAGGAAUUUCUUUGUUUUCACGGAAAUUGAAAGAUUACACUCAACAAGUGAAUUCUAGGUUGAAUGUAACCAGAUGUUAUCCAAGUCAGAUAAAAAAGAAACCCCUUUCAAUUGGAUAAGUGAUAUGCGCGUGUUACAAUGAUUCUUGUUAUUUCCUUGUACUUGCCUAAUGUGUUGUACAAACUUUAUCAAGUUUCGAUCUGCUGUCAGGGCAACGACAUACCAACCAGAAGACUGCCAGACCUGUCUAUCUCAUAGUUCAGCAUCUUUUGAUUGUUUCAUUGGUCAGAGAUAGUUGACAACCAAGGUGCACUAUUCUUCUUCAGCCAGAUUUGAUUGCUUUUCCUGCAUAUGAAAAACAUGGAGCAUUGAUUUCAUUCAUUGGGUUUGUGGAGUUUUGGUUGCCAGCUCUUCUUGCUUGUAAAUAUUUGCAGUAUUUAAUCCUGUCAAUAGUAUCAAUGCCAUUUCUCAACUGUACAUAUGCUUUAAAAAAAAUAUUUUUUAAGAAAAAUUAUAACAGUGAUCAACUUGAUGAUUUCUGUCCCUUCAGAACACAUGUGACCUACAACUCUUGGUUUGUCUAUUGGUUUUCAACUGGAGAAUACAUCUGUGAUAUUUGUAUGUAACUCUGCUUAAGUGCUAAUGUCUGUUUUUACUCUCAUUAUAAUAAAUCAAUAUUUUCUGUUUGUGUAAA
Esox lucius (northern pike) is the source of this 2280-nucleotide messenger RNA. Its product is annotated as aquaporin-3. Gene Ontology annotation, molecular function: water channel activity; urea transmembrane transporter activity; glycerol channel activity. The record is from RefSeq and is a predicted model, not a curated record. The coding region runs from base 183 to 1097 and encodes 304 amino acids. Gene Ontology annotation, biological process: water transport; glycerol transmembrane transport. Lineage: Eukaryota; Metazoa; Chordata; Actinopteri; Esociformes; Esocidae. Gene Ontology annotation, cellular component: basolateral plasma membrane; plasma membrane. The transcript has 6 exons.